AUGACAGAUGUGGGGGACGGGAGGCUACAUUAUGACCGUGCUUCUGCGCACUGUGCUACCGGCGUGUUGGCGCCGCAUUGUGGGGCAUAUCUCCCAGUGGUCGAAGCCCAGUCCAACAUCCCACCAAAACUGCGGAUGCCGGCUUCCCUUCUCUUCUCCAAUUUUUGCUUUCAUCGGCAGCUUUCAAACUGCAAUAAUCUCCCUCCAAAGCUUUUGCCUUUGCUUGCUUCCAUCUCGAGCUUGAAGCGCGCGGCCUCGAAAUGCGGCCAAUAG
Podospora pseudocomata is the source of this 273-nucleotide messenger RNA. RefSeq lists its product as uncharacterized. Bases 1 to 273 code for a protein of 90 amino acids. Lineage: Eukaryota; Fungi; Ascomycota; Sordariomycetes; Sordariales; Podosporaceae. The record is from RefSeq and is a predicted model, not a curated record. The transcript has 2 exons.